GAUUUGUGUUGACAUUGUCCGGCUUUUAUAAAGCACAUGUAUCUGUUGUGCUGAAUGCAGAUCAGGAUAUAAUAGAGGUGUCAUUUUGAUGCAUGUGAUUUUUUUGUGUUAUGAGACAUGGCGCGUUAUUCUCCCUUCCCUACAAACCUAGACCCAGUGAGAAAGUUACCAGUGAAGACAGCAGUCACUGUAAUGGUUACAGUUGUGUUUUUUAAGUGUUUAUUCUCGUGUCCGUGUGCGAGACCGGAGGAAACGACUCUGCACUGCUGGCUGUACCUGCUGCUUCCUGUAGGCAUCAUGUUCUUCAUCCUCAGCCUGGUGGACUCACAGCUGCUCAAACUGUGCCAGUGUUAUGUGUGCAGAUGUUGUGCGCGAGCCGAGAGCAGAUGUUGCGUGUCAGGCUGCUGUGACAGUGUGGAGUGUUGUUGCUGUGCUGGUGGUUACUGUUACAGGCCGACACACUGCGGAGACGAAGUGAGAUACUACUGCGCUCUUAUAGGGACUUACAUGCUGAGGGUUUUCUGCGCCUCGGCGCUGUGGGUUGUGGUCGCACUGAUUGACGCUGACUGGUACGUCUGCAUCCGCACAGUGACGGUCAACGGCACCGGACCACAACAGAUCGCAUGCAAGGAUGUUCCAACACCAGAGGAAGCAGAAACUCUGCGGAAAUACAGUAGUGAGUCACGGAUUAUUGCUUUGAUCAUCCUCCUGGGUCUUUCCUUCCUGCUGGUUGUAAGUACCUCUAUCAUGAGCAGGUGGAAGCCGUACUACAAGUCAGUGUUUGAGGCGUACGUGGAGCAGGAGAUGGAAGCCACGCUGGAUGAGAAGCUGCAUGAGCAGGCCAUGGAAAGAGCCAAGCUUCUCAGUGAGACUGUGUUACACUGCGUUCACAGUCAGCGUGAGAACAGCGGACAGGCAGAGGGACACAUUCAGUACCAACCACUAACAGAGACAGAGGAGAACAUGUGGAGGAGAAUAUCACACCCUGCUUUCCAUCUACUAGGAGUGAGGAUCAAUCCGUGACGUAUUCAUUCAUCCAGGGCAUUGUGAGUGUCUGUCAGAUGAUCUGUCAGUAGUAAAAAUGCCAACGAUAGCACGUCACUGAAAGGAACCUGUUACUGACAAGCAUGGCGUAUUUAUUGCUCAAAGCAUGCUUCCACUCCACUCCACUCCAGGUAUGCUUUUAGUUUUAAAAACUUUUAUUUUUAAGAAAGUUUGCUUGUUCUAUUCUUAUUUAACCUGAAAUAUUUAAAACAUGCAGUAUUAAUACUUUUUCGUUUCAUUGCUAAGAAACGUUCUCUAACACUAAAUACUGACAGUUGAGCUGAUAAACAGAUCUAGAUGCUGCCUAGAUUUAAAGCAGUGUAAUGGAUGAACCAUGAAACGUGUCAUGACGUUUGCUUUCUGUUUUAACAUGUGAGAUGUUUUGAGCUGAUUGUCUGCAGAUGACUAGAUGCUGUGUCAAAUGAUCCAGUUAAAGGUAUACAAAGAGUUACUAUAAUAUCUGUGUUAUUCAUUUUUACUAUGUUGGGUUUUUUGAGUCUGUUUUAAGUGUCUUGAUGAACAGGAUGUAUGUUUUAUAACAGUUUAAAAGAGUCGCAGUAGUCUGUAGCUUGUCACUCUUACCUGGUUACAAGAACUGUGCAUUUUCCUGUAUAUCAUCUCAUUGCUCUGAUUUCAUAAAUGCAAACACUAAGAAAACUGUAAAUACAUCAAAACAAUUCCUGAAUAUGGAAAUUAAUAACAGUUUAUGUUUACGGUUAACUACAUCAUUUAGGUGUCUUUUUAACAGCGUCGGUUUUACUGGCAACCCCGAGGCAAACCUCUGUGCACAUUAUCACUGACACACAGGACAUUUCUGUGCUGUGUCCUUUCACCAAGAAUGAUAUUUCGAUAUCUUUCUUACUUCAUGUCAUCUAAAACAGCUUCCUGUUUAUACACUCCGAUAUACAUGAACAUAACAAAUCAAGUGCAGCAGCUGUUCAUUUCCACUACACACUUUAUUCAUUUCCAUGUCUAUUAAUGCAGAAAGAAAAUAAAGACUCGAUGGAAGUACAGAUCCUACAUUAACAAGCAGAUAAGCUUCAAUUGUUACUUAGACAACAAUGUUUUUAGAAAUGUUUAUGUAUAGAUCUAAAUAACAGUUAUGUUUACUUAUGUUUUCAUGAACAAAAUGAAUAAAAUAUUGAUUAGUAUUAAAACCCAA
This is a messenger RNA of Tachysurus vachellii, 2206 nucleotides long. RefSeq lists its product as uncharacterized. The record is from RefSeq and is a predicted model, not a curated record. Gene Ontology annotation, molecular function: monoatomic cation channel activity. The transcript has 2 exons. The coding region runs from base 118 to 1023 and encodes 301 amino acids. Lineage: Eukaryota; Metazoa; Chordata; Actinopteri; Siluriformes; Bagridae.